CAGAAAAGAAAGUCGUUGCCGUGUGUACGCUCCUGAGCGCUGGGUGAAGACUAAAAAUAUGAAGAAAAACUGGUCCCGUGAAGACAAGUUCUAUGAAAAUUCUGGCUGUUCUUCGCAAGAUCCACAAACAAGCUACCAAUAUCAAAGUAGCCAGAUGUGUGAGGACGUGGUGAAACCCCAGCAGGAGCAUAACAUUUCAAGCACCCCGAUGGCCAUGGCUGUGGAUUUUAAAACUUAUGUGGAGCAAGCAUGUAGAGCUGCUGAGGAGUUCAUCAAUAUUUACUAUGAGACAAUGGACAAAAGAAGACAUGGACUCGUCAGACUGUAUUUGGACAAGGCCACCCUAGUUUGGAAUGGAAAUGUUGUUACAGGGCUUGAAGCCCUUUCUAAUUUUUUUGAGGCAUUGCCUUCCAGUGAGUUCCAAAUCAAUACGCUGGACUGCCAACCAGUGCAUGAGCAAGCUACCCAGUCUCAGACUACAAUUCUUGUUGUGACCAGUGGAACCGUAAAGUUUGAUGGGAACAGAAGACACUUCUUCAACCAGAAUUUUCUUCUGACUGCACAUAGCACUUCUAACAGCACCGUGUGGAAGAUUGCAAGUGACUGCUUCCGUUUUCAAGAUUGGGUUAGUUGCUAAAGAAGCAAAAGCCCAUUCUCUAAGUCCAUUAAUUCCAGCAAGAGAAGUUGAAUGUUAACUAAUAUAUUUCAUUGCAAACUAUAAACCAGUAUUGCUGAAACAAAAUGUAUUGUUUUUUUUAUUGCUAGCAACACUUUUGAUAGAGCAGCUGCCAGUUUGAAUUAUUGCACCUAAGAGCUUUAAAGAUAGAUUUUUUUCGUACUUUAUGUAUACAUUCCACUACUGAUAUUCUCAGGGCAAUAUUAAACUUGAUCUAGGUACUAAGAUUGUGAAUCCAAUCUAUUGCACAAAUGGAGUCCUUUUGUAAUACUGUCUGUGGAAGAGCACAACAUAGCUCUGAAAGAGGAAGUAGUGGUGUUACGGUUAUUAAGAUAAUUUUUCAAUGAAACACAUGCCUGUUUAUGAUUAACACUGGUCAUAUGUUUUAAUAGUUAAGUUUAGAUGUUUGAAGUCAGUUCAACUUAGUUUAUACUAGUACUCUGACAUAUUUGAAUUACUAGAAGUGUUUUUUAACACAGCCCAUUUUUAUUUUUUAUCUUAUAUUUCUUUUUAUAAUCCAUAUUGCUUUAUAAUCCAUAUUCUAAUCCAUAUUGUUUUCUUACUUUGACAUGUAUCCUUUUGAAAUGAGGUGAUCAACUAGAUAUGUGAAAAAUGUUCUCGACUGAUUCUUGAGUUUUGGGUGCUUUUACUGGCAGUAACACCUUUUAGACAUUUUCUUGGCAGCUUCAGGUCAAUAUAUUUCUGUGAUGAGUAGCAGUGAGACCCAAAGCUUUAAUGGGAGAACAGGGAAUAAGAAAUGUAGAAAUUCAAGACUGAAGUCAAAAAAUGUGAGAGAUGAUCAAGUGAUAAAAUAAGUUCUAGUUUCCUCCUGGUAGUAUAACCUUGUUUGAGGAUUUAACUCCCAGAGUCUCUAAGUAUUCUUGCCAAAUGGUCAGAAAUUGGCUUACAUUCUAAGAAUUGUAUUUUAAGAUCUUACUUCCCUUUGUACUUGUCUCCAGUAUCCAUCCCAGUUUCUUCAAGAACUUCUACAAGUCAGCCAUCAGCAGUAAACUUAACUGGGUGACAGAAUCUGCAAAUUAGGGCAAAACCUACUGCUGUCUCUGUACAUACAUAAGGUUUCCCCAUCAACUUCAGACUCCAAGACUUCUGCAUAUUACCCACCACCCACAUGAAUAGUUUUCUCCUCUUGUUCUGUACUGCCGACUUAUUACUUACAAUUUAAAGUUGUCUUCAAUUUUGUAAUUUGUUUUUGUGUAGCACUGGAUAAAAGAAAAAUCAAUAUUAAACCAUCUCUGUGGUCAAAAACAGAAAAGAUCUUCAUGAUAAACUUCAAAGGAACAAACUCAUUAAUUUUAUGUCUUCUAAAAACAAAAAGAUAUAUUUUUAGCUUUUAGCUAAACUUUAAAAUUAUUUGUAAUUUUUAAAUAGUUUAAGCUAAAUAUGCUAGCUUUGUUCUUUAGUACAACCAAAAUUAAAUUUUUACUACUCAAUUUUAAAAAUAUAAUUUAGUUUGGCCCAGAAAUAAACAGUGUAUUAAUGUUUUAUAAAAAUUGAAUUAAGUAGGACGGGAUGGAAUUGAUAUUAAAAUCGUGCCUUAUUUCAGUGCUUAGCAAAACUUACACAUUCUAUUCAGUUUGUUUACUCUUAUUUUGAAUUAGUUUUUCUUGCCUACAUCUUUAGCAGAAACAAUUAAAAUACCCAAGUACUGCCCUUUCUGUUGCUAGAGAAAAGUAUCAAAAGCUAUGUACAGCUAGCAAUAACAAAACUGAACCAUUUUGAAUUACUUUAUCCAUACUCUGUAUAACUCCAUUAUCUGUAUGACAUUUAAAUGGCUGGAACUUCUCAUAUGUGGACUAAACUCUAUAUUUGACAUCUUCAUAUUUUUCUAACUUGAAAAAUAUAAU
Molecule: messenger RNA, 2541 nt
Organism: Myodes glareolus (Bank vole)
Lineage: Eukaryota; Metazoa; Chordata; Mammalia; Rodentia; Cricetidae
Gene: Nxt2
Product: nuclear transport factor 2 like export factor 2
Biological process (GO): nucleocytoplasmic transport
Source: RefSeq, a predicted model, not a curated record